This is a messenger RNA of Rotaria sp. Silwood2, 984 nucleotides long. NCBI's taxonomy places the organism in Eukaryota, Metazoa, Rotifera, Eurotatoria, Philodinida, Philodinidae. The record is from the annotation of a GenBank genome assembly.
AUGACGACCGUGUUUGUUGCUGUUGGUAUAGCAUUAAUCCUUUAUGUAGGCUAUCGAUUAUAUCAACAUUUAUUUCCACCACCAAAUAUAAAUCCGCAUGGCAAAUAUGUUUUAAUAAGUGGAUGUGAUUCAGGUUUUGGUCAUGCGUUAGCUAUUGACCUUGAUAAACAAGGUUUUCAUGUACUAGCUGGUGUAUAUGAUCCGGAUAAUGAAGAACGUAUUACCAGUCAACUGUCAAGUCGAGCUACAGUUUUUUGUCUUGAUAUAACACAACAGCAAGAUAUAGAUGCUGCAUAUGAUAUUGUUAUAAAAAAAACUCAGACACUUCAUGCAUUAGUAAAUAAUGCAGGCAUUGGCAAAAGCGGUUUUAUUGAUUGGACAUCAGUUGAUUUUAUACGUGAAAUAAUGGAAGUAAAUUUUUUUGGUACUAUUUCAAUGACAAAAAAAUUUUUACCAUUACUUAUAACUCGACGUGGAUCACGUGUAGUUAAUAUGUGUUCAGUUUCUGGUUAUAUGGCUACAUCUGGUAUGGCAGCAUAUGCAAGUUCAAAAUUUGCAUUAGAAGCUUUUUCGGAUUCUUUACGUCGAGAAAUGUAUACAUGGGAUUUACAUGUAUCGAUUAUUGAACCGGGCUUUAUGAGAACACCAUUAAUUGAAGGAUAUGAACAUGCAUGUCGUAGUUUAUGGGCUGACCUUUCUGAUGAAGUAAGAAAUCGAUGGGGUGAAGAUUUUCUUCAUGGUUAUAUUCGAAAAUUAGAAAAGAAUCCUUUUAUUUUAAAUGCUGAAAAUCCUCAAAAAGUUAUUAAAGCAAUUCGUCAUGCUGUUAUGAAUAGUGCUCCACGUAUACGAUAUCGACCUGGAUGGCAAUCAAGUCUGUUCUUUUUUCCACUUUCUAUUCUUCCAGCUUGGAUAGCAGAUUAUUUCUUCAUAAAAACAAAAGGCAUGAAUGUUAUACCUGCUGGUGUUUUCAACCAACCAGAUUGA